AUGACUAUGAAUGAAUUUACUGUGUCUCCUGCAGAACAGAACAAGAGUUCAGAUGUUCAAGCUGUUGGAAGCGAGCUUUCGUACGGAGGAGCUGUAGAGCGACUUCGUCAGGAGGUUCAUGGGUUGAUCGCUGAAGUUGCGAACAGUGGGGACAAGUCGGACGAAGAGGUCGACGCUUUGAAGGCUGCCCUGUCAAAGAAGUGCUCUAACUUGGAGGCUAUAGAGAAAGCUCUCUCUAUGGUCACACCUAACCAGAGUCCUUCCCAAGUAACAGUGGUUAGUCAAGGUGCGGCUAAUAGUUCAACUGUACCUGAUGAUCUUCCUUUGUUCCAAUGGUUUGGACGUGUCAAAGAUGAAAAAAAGGAAGUUUUUGCCAACAUUGAGGAGUGUUGUCGCCGGUUUUCCAAUAAGUUGAGCAGUUGCACGCUUGAUCUUGACGAACACUGGUAUCGUUUGCUUCCUCCUUGUCUUCCCGGCGAUCUUCGCAAUUGGCUUGAUGAGUUUGUGAAAGCAUCUGGCUCCACUGUGUCUUGGGCUACCUUGAAGGGAGCUAUCAUCGGUCGUUUUGGUACACCAAAAGAACAGCUCAGAUUCGAAAGAAUUAGGGAGUUUCUUCGUUGUACUAAAGGAAACGAAGAAUCCGUUGAUGGUUUCGUAGAGCGGUUUAAGACGUUGAGAAAUAGAGCUGACAUCAGUGAUAAGGGUGUCGUUGCGAUGGUGUUUUUUGACGCUUUCCCCAAGGUUACCGCUAGGUUGCUAAUGGUUGCUAUGAGUCAGGCACCAGAAUCGUCAUUUUAUGACAUUGAUUAUGUGUCCUCUCUCGUGCGCAAGAUGGAUAUGAUGGCUAUUGAGACGGGUCAAGAAUCUUUGGGCUCUGUUUUUGAUGGAAGAAAACGCGCUGCUGACAUACCUGUUUCGAACGAAGCAAAGAAGUCUCGGUACGCACCUUCUUCUAGUGGAAACGCUCUGCAAAGUAGCUCUUCGUCGAGAUCCAAUGGUCCCUCGUCCAACCCUCCACGUUCUGGUGCUAAUCGUUUUGGCAAAACAUUUGCUGAACAUGUUGCUGAAGGGACUUGCUCCAAAUGUAACGGUCCUCGACCAAAGGGGCAGAUGCAUCACUGCAACACUGCUAUUCGUACUGGUGGUGGUAACACUCAUCAGGGUAAUGGUGGUAAAAAAGUUUUGCGUGCCAUGACUAAGAAACGUGGUGGCAAACAUUCGAUGGAUGCUGCAAUCCAAGCUGCUUUUCUCUCUGCUCGUGUUGAUCGUGCGUUAGCUGAGAAAGGUGCUUCUUCCCCUGCUGUCUCCUCUGCUGAACAAUCGGUGGAUGAUGUUGUCCUUGCUCCUUCUUCUGGUGACAGUGACAAUGUUGAUGUUGACCAAGAUGCUGUGAUGAGUGAAGCUCAUGGUAUCUUUGAGGAUACUGACCUGGUGAAUCGUGCCCAGUCUAUUCUUCUUGAAAAAGAGAUGAGUAGCAUGUCUGUGGACGACGAUACGCUACAAAAUAUAUUUGCUCAGCAAUGUAAGUUCGAUGCUAGAUUUAGUGCUCCACCUACUAUGACCACCAAUGCUAUUUGUGUUCCUAUUGUGGUUCAAAAUGUCAUUUGCUUUGGCUUAGUGGAUACGGGCUUUGGUUUGGAUCCAGAGCAAGCUCAUAAAGUGUCAUUUACUUGUCCCUUCACGAAUAUCCAAUACACCCAUAAAAAGGCUGCUUAUGGAAUUCGCCAUGUCGGAUCGGUGGUUGUACGCACAUUGCAAACACUGCUCUCUGAUUUGAAUACAAGCUCUGGUUCUACUUCGUUUCCUACUGAUGGUGAUCACUCGGUUUCCUGCUAUGUGGAUGACAUCUUAUGCAGUAGUAAUGGGAGCCUACAAGAUCACUAUGCGUUGGUUGCUGAGGUAAUUCGUCGUUUAACCGAUGCUAAUUUGGUGCUCAAUCCUGAGAAAGUCGUCUUCGCUCAGCGUAGUAUUUAUCUCUUGGGAUGGAGUGUUAUUAAUGGUAAAUUACUGCCUGACGGUAGAAAACUUACCAACAUUGCAGAUUGGCCGGCUAUUACCACUGGUCGUCAAUUGGCAUCUUUCUUGGGUUUAAUGUCGUACUUUCGUGCUGCCAUUCCAUGUUAUUCUCGUCUGACUCGAGAUCUUGAUAGCUUGAAACAGUACAAAGAUCUAACAGAUGUUUGGAAUGAGUCUCAUACAAAAGCGAUUGCCGACUUGAAGGAUGCACUUACGAUGGCACUUGUGCUGUCACCUCCUGAUUUUUCGAUUCGAUUUCACUUGGCUACUGAUGCUAGUUUAACUGCUCUUGGCGCGGUUUUAUAUCAAGUGGUCAACGAUGAAAUUCGAUAUGUAGGUCUCGUAUCUCGUAAAUUGUCUGUUUCUGAGCGUAACUACAGUACUACGAAAAGGGAAUUGCUAGGGAUUUGCUAUGCCUUGGUUAAGUUUCAUCGUUUUCUGUAUAUGCGAGAGUUUACCUUACAUACGGACCAUAAGAGUCUGAUCUACUUGAAUACACAGGAAGUCCCCAAUGCACUCAUGCUUGGAUGGUGGGAGACCAUUUUUUCUUAUACUUUCCAUAUUUUGCAUUUGCCCGGUGUCCUUAACGUAAUUCCUGAUGCUUUAUCUCGACUUUACGAAGAUUCGGAUGCUGAUGCUUCAGCACGACAUCUUCUGGGGGGCAGGUACUAUGCUGAUGGUGGUGAAAGUGUAAAGAGAAAGAAAAAGGGUUCCAAAAACAAACUCAAGGUUGUCACACCUUCGCCUCCAAUGAAACGUACUUUGGUCAAGACAACUAAGGCGUUACGAUCUAAUUCUUCUAGCAACUAUGCACGCACUGCGGUAAACGCUACUCUUAUCAAAGAUGGCACCACCACAGCUGUCUCGCAAAAGCAAAAGGAAUUCAUAUUGCGUACGCUUAGGUUUGCUGACUAUAUCACUUCUCCUGCUAAUGAAAGAGACAGUAUGAUCAUUGCUCAGCAUCUGGUUGGACAUUUUGGGAUCAAACAUGUUGAAACUGCAAUUCAUCAUGAAGGGUUUCACUGGGUGAACAUUCGGAAAGACAUAGAAAGAAUAUUAGCUGAUUGUGACGAGUGUAACAGGUACAAUAUCGCUAGAGAGGGAUAUCAUCCUUUCCGUAGUGUCAAUGCAGCCCAACCUUUGGAUCAUUGGUGCAUGGAUCUCGGUGAUAUGGGUGUUACUAGCUCUUUCGGCAGCAACUUUCUAUUUGUCCUUACUGAUUACUUUACGAGAUUUACUGUGAUAAGAUGCAUUCCAGACAAGAAGGCUACGACAAUUGCCAGGGAAAUGCUUCAAGUUUUCUCACUUUUUGAAUGGCCAAUCAAGUUGACUUCAGACAGAGGCCUAGAAUGGAUAAAUGAGGUGGUCCGUGCUAUGAUGGACAUCAGUGGGAUAGGCCAUCGCCUGUCAUUAGGGUACAAUCCAUUGGGUAACUCGGUUUCUGAGUCAUUUAUCAAAAUAUGUAAGUUAACGACUAUCAAGUUGUUAAAAGGUAAGAGGGAUCAAUGGGAGCACUUCAUUCCGUGGGUGAAUUACUGCAUCAAUGUCAAGUAUGCUCGGCUACAUAAAUCUCGUCCGUAUACACUUUUGUUUAAUCGUCAACCAAAUGGUCUGGCUGAUUACUCAAAGGUGGACUAUUCCAAACGUUUGGAGAAAGCUGAUAAUAGACUCAUUGACAAACGAUACCGUUUUGUACAAGAUGUUCUUAUCCCGGCUAUUUCUAAGCGUAUUGUGGAUACACAAAAUGCUGAUCAUGCUAACUUUGCGAAGAAACAUAAGGUCAUUGCCGAACCCUAUCCUAUUGGUAGUAAAGUUAUGAUUAAAAAUGUUCAUCGUCAAAAUAAGUUAGAUGAACGGUAUGAAGGACCUUAUUUGAUUCAUAGUAUAACCGAUAAAGGUUCCUAUGUGCUGGCUGACAAGACGGGUGCACUCCUUAGUCGAGAUGUGCCUACCCAUCAUAUCAAGUACCAAGUCGCUGCGAAUCCUCAGCCAAUCACAAUUGAUGAGUUCUCUGCAGAGCAUUACGAAAUUCAAGCUGUGAUUGAUCAUAGAGGAUCUCCUGGUAACUUUGAGUAUAAGGUAAAAUGGAAAGGGUUCGAUGAUCCUAGUGAAGAUACUUGGGAGCCUGUGAAAAACUUUGAUUCGGCCAAACACAUUGAGCUGUAUUGGGCUCGAAGAGAAGGUGCAAAGGCUGCUGGUAAACGUAGGUUAGCUCCUCAAACAGUUAACUGGCGAACUACUACUACUCGCGAAAUUGGUCAGAGUGGUAGAUCAAACAGGUCUUAA
Mucor velutinosus is the source of this 4302-nucleotide messenger RNA. RefSeq lists its product as uncharacterized. The transcript has a single exon. Gene Ontology annotation, biological process: DNA integration. Gene Ontology annotation, molecular function: nucleic acid binding. NCBI's taxonomy places the organism in Eukaryota, Fungi, Mucoromycota, Mucoromycetes, Mucorales, Mucoraceae. The record is from RefSeq and is a predicted model, not a curated record. Bases 1 to 4302 code for a protein of 1433 amino acids.